AUGUCUAAACGGAAUAAUGAGGGCGAUGUCAUCGCAAAUCGCAUAAGUCUGCUCGAGGCAAAGGGUCAGAAACUCUUGGCGUCGUUGUAUGGUUCGCGGCCGGACUGGGACACUGCGGAUGGUGAUGCGAAAACAGAAGUUGAAGACGAUGAUCAAGAUCUGAAACAAAACUACGCUCACGACAGAAUCGGUGUCGGCGGUAUAGUUCCCAAGGAUAUCGAAGAUGGCAGCUUCACCAGCAGAACACGAACAUCAGACGACAAACUUUUGCAACAACUGAUCGGCAAGAAGAAAGCAAAAGCCCACAUCACUGCAAAACAAGAAGCUGCGAGACCGAAUGCAGCCUCCAAAGCUCAGCAUUACAAGAAGCUUGCUGCGAAGAAAGAAGAAUCGGACGAUGAGGAAGAGGGAAGGGCCGCGACAUUCAAAUCUAAGAGACAGAAAAAGGUGAAGCAGGAAACUAAGCCAGCGGAUAGCGAUGAUGAAGAUGAAGAGACGAGGGCGAAGAGGUUAGAAGGUAGCGCAAGGAAAGAGAAUGAGGAAGUAAUAAAAGAUGAGGUUGCCGCAGAAGCUGAAGCAGACGCAAAGCCCAUCAAGAAGGAAGAGGAGGAUGAAGAAGCGGAAGCCACACAACCAGCACCCAAGAAAGCGAGGGCGAAACCCAAGAGCUUCCUCGACGAGAUUCUAGCCGAGCGGUCAAAGAAGAAGAGUAAGAAAGUAAAGGCAUAG
Molecule: messenger RNA, 729 nt
Organism: Alternaria conjuncta
Lineage: Eukaryota; Fungi; Ascomycota; Dothideomycetes; Pleosporales; Pleosporaceae
Exons: 2
Coding region: 1-729 (242 amino acids)
Source: RefSeq, a predicted model, not a curated record